UCCCCAGUUUUCUCCCUUUCCCGCUCCUGGGUCAGGGGUCCCUUCGCAGCUGGGAGCCAGGGUCUCCAUGUGCUCUCUUUAAUGGGCAAGGGUGUGGGUCUACAUAUGUAAGCAGUGGAGGAUCUUUUCUGAGCCACUUUCCUGGUUUCGCUUACACCUUCCAGGCUGUAGCGAACACCUGACCAUGUGGAAUCCCAGUGCCGGGCAGCCAGGGCCAAAUCCAUAUCCCCCUAAUGUCGGGUACCCUGGAGGUUCCAAUCCUGCCCAUCCACCGCCUGUCAAUCCUGCCUUUCCUCCGGGCCCGUUUCCUACUCCCCUUGGCCCCUUUCCCACUCCCCCAGGAGCUCCCCAGGGGAAUCCAGCUUUCCCCCCAGUCGGGCCCCCUUAUCCUGUGCCACCACCAGCAUAUCCAGGAUACCAACCAUCAGGCCCCUAUCCCCCUCCAUAUCCACCACCUGCCCCUGGCAUGCCUCCUAUUAAUCCCUUGGCUCCUGGCAUGGUAGCACCAGGAAUGGUGACGGACAAGAAGAUUCGGAAGAAAAUGAAGAAAGCUCAAAAAAAGUCGCAGGCACACCAUAAGCAUGGCAAGGGUCUGCUGACCAGCCCUGGCAAUGUGGUACCCGGUGUGAAGACGAAGGAAUGCAACGAGACAUGCGGAACCCUUGAAAACAAAGAGGAAGGAAACGAAAGUAACUGCGCAGGCUGCUGUGGAUUACAGCACGCUGGAUCAAACCCUGCCGUGGCAUUGCACGGGGCCAAUACUCUUCCAGAAACGAAGAAUUCUGGCUCGGGGACUCCACAGAACCGAACGUUGCGCAUUCGCCGGACCCGGACGGUCCCCGAAAUAACCUGGGGAAUGAUAAAGAAGCUGAUGAAAGAGGCUGAGGAACUGUUGCAGCGUACUUCCUUUCCACUCACGCCAGAUAACCUCUUUCUUGCUAUGACUGCUUUGAUUCAUCUCAGCUCUUGUGCGUCUAUAGAAUCAGAACUCAACAGUGAACAAGCCUCGUAGAACCCAACAUUCCCAGGCGUCAAGUUCACCGCAGCCCUCUGUCUUCUAUACCCGGCAAAACAAAAAA
Messenger RNA from Myotis brandtii (Brandt's bat), 1079 nucleotides. RefSeq names its product proline rich 13 (gene PRR13). The transcript has 6 exons. The record is from RefSeq and is a predicted model, not a curated record. Gene Ontology annotation, cellular component: nucleoplasm. Lineage: Eukaryota; Metazoa; Chordata; Mammalia; Chiroptera; Vespertilionidae. Bases 185 to 1012 code for a protein of 275 amino acids.